This is a messenger RNA of Aspergillus niger, 1734 nucleotides long. RefSeq lists its product as hypothetical. Lineage: Eukaryota; Fungi; Ascomycota; Eurotiomycetes; Eurotiales; Aspergillaceae. The coding region runs from base 1 to 1734 and encodes 577 amino acids. The transcript has a single exon. The record is from RefSeq and is a predicted model, not a curated record.
AUGCCAACAGGAUCAAGUCCCACGCAAAGGACUGCAACGACGACGACGACAGCGACGGUGCCAUCUACCUCCAGCUCCAGUUCGGCCUCCAACACUGGGUCCGGGUCUAGCUCUAGUACAUCCUCACAACCGACAAGUCUUAGUACUGAGCAUACCUCGGUAACUACUGAGACUUUUCAAAGUCCUUUGACGGUUUCAACUUCGCAGCCUUUUCUCACGGCAACGGGUAGCGCUACCAGUAGUGGCCAGUCGGCAUCCGCGAGCGCAUCUGACAGCAGGCUGGAACCUGCUGCUGUGAUUGGAGUUUCAGUUGCUUCUGGGAUAUCUGGAUUCUUCAUUAUGGGUGUUAUAAUAUUUUUCUGUUGUAGGAAGGCAAGGCGACGAAAACAGGAUGAAAAGGACCACUUUUUCGAGAUUGGAGGUGUCAUGUCCGAGCCUCCGGAUUUCACAUUUCCACCAAGACGGCCAACUGGGCCUCGUCCUAUGCCUGGUACAACAGAUAGGGAUUCCGAAACCUCCAGACUGAUAACCCCGUUUGAGCCGAGAGCUCAGACACCUGCUGUCGUUGUCACAGGCCCCGGUAAUCAUCAUAAUAAUAGUCCCAUGGGGGUGUAUAGUACCGACAGGAUUGGUUUUGCAAUGACUACUAAUUCCGAAGCUGAGGGAACAUUGAGCCAGUCGUCUCCACGAACGAUUUCAGAUCUACUUCCUGAUAAACCAACGCUGGGGCUUUACCCGGAACCAUUAAGGUUGAGUCGUCAGAAACCGCCCAGACCCCACAGCCAUGCGACUUUAUUCGAAGAGGAUAUGGCAAGACCACGGAGCGUCUUUGGUGCACCAUACCAAAAUCUAAAUCAGCCGACCUCAUCAAGCCAAACUCAAGAAAGUCGGCGGUAUAACCGGGCCCCUAUGGCUGGAUUGCCUGCGCAUCCUCGUGCGAUGCUCCAUGGUUUUGGGGAAGGCCAGGAUGGAAAGCUUGCUAUGAGAGGCCCGAAUUACCGAAGGAGGCCUACCUAUGCAGAAAGCGGAUCAAGGGUUCGGUACUCCAAUCAAGAUGACACUUAUGAAAGCCUGCUACAAAGCUCUCCGGUCUCGGACGCUGGGGAGUUUGUCGACCGGGACCGGCAACAUCGCGGUGCUGGACAUGUGAGACUUGUCGGACCGGCGUCGUCACAGGGUGUUGCAAGUGGUCCGUUCGGUGGCACGGACGCGAACAAUAGCAUGUUGUACAACCUGGAUGACAACUUUGAGGACAUCGAUAUCAACGGCUCCACUAGCAGAUUGGACCGUGAAUCCCGGCAUUCGGGAAACUUACGGCCACUCACGCCAGUGCGGGAAGUCAGAACACCAACGCGAGAAUCUCCUACACCGAACUGGGAAUUUGCCUCGAGUGACCAACCUGGUCUUCCCCGGAUGCCAUUUUUGCGGGCGGUCAGUCCCAGGCAGGAAAUUGUCUCUCGCCCGCGGAUUGUACGAGGGGACGAUAUCAAAAGAGUCCAAAUUCGGCGGAAGCCACAUGCCGGAGGGUUAACUGUACCUUACUCACCUGAAGACUACUGGCUUGGUCAUGAUCCAGGGCCUGUGUUGGAGACUCAGGCACGCAGACAGUCCACCGAUUCGAUGCGUUCCAUUGAAAGCGUGAGGGGCCACAUGCCGAAGAAGAAGCCGGUGCCGUACGAGCGAAAUGUAACCCCAUCCCGCAGCGGGUCGGAUUUGAUACUGCGCGUGGAUUGA